This is a messenger RNA of Cololabis saira (Pacific saury), 1083 nucleotides long. Its product is annotated as zinc finger protein 239-like. The record is from RefSeq and is a predicted model, not a curated record. NCBI's taxonomy places the organism in Eukaryota, Metazoa, Chordata, Actinopteri, Beloniformes, Belonidae. Bases 1 to 894 code for a protein of 297 amino acids. Gene Ontology annotation, cellular component: transcription regulator complex; PcG protein complex. The transcript has 5 exons. Gene Ontology annotation, biological process: regulation of transcription by RNA polymerase II. Gene Ontology annotation, molecular function: DNA-binding transcription factor activity, RNA polymerase II-specific; RNA polymerase II cis-regulatory region sequence-specific DNA binding.
AUGUUGGCCAAGAAAGCAGUGGAAAAGGAGAGAGUGGAUCUCAACAUAAGCUUAUCUAAGGGUGAAGGGGAAAAGAACCAGGAUCAGGUCCAGGACCAGGACCAGGACCAGGACCAGAACCAGAUCCAGGACCAGGAGUCCAGCAGCAGGACCAAAGCGGACUCUUCCUCCGCUGGUCUGCAGGAGCCACCGGGACGUCAAGCAUCUGGAUUGGAGGUGCGCCAGAGCAGGCGACUGGAGCUACCGGGACACCUAGCAUCGACAUCUGGACGUCAGAUCAUCAAAGCCGGCCAACGCACCAUUGGGAAACAUAAAGCCAAAGAGAGAACCAAGAGUUACUGCUGUGAUAGGAGGGAUAAAGUCCUCACCACUUCACCAGGUCUGAAGGUCCGAAAGAGGAUUCAUACUGAAGAGAAGCUGUACACCUGUGAUCAGUGUGGGUCAGCUUUUACUCAACAAAGUCAUCUAAGGAGUCAUCAGCGUAUUCACACUGGAGAAAAGCCGUACAAAUGUGAACAGUGUGGGGCAGCUUUUUCCAUGUCAGGUGAUCUAAAGCGUCAUCAGCGUAUUCACACUGGGCAUAAGCCUUACAGAUGUGAUCAGUGUGGGGCAGCUUUUACUGAACAAGGUAGUCUAAGCAGUCAUCAGCGUAUUCACACUGGAGAAAAGCCUUACAGAUGUGAUCAGUGUGGGGCAGAUUUUACCAUGUCAGGUCAUCUAAGGAGUCAUCAGCGUAUUCACACUGGAGAAAAGCCUUACAGAUGUGAUCAGUGUGGGGCAGCUUUUACCCGACAAGGUAGUCUAAUGAGUCAUCAGCGUAUUCACACUGGAUUUAAGCCGUACAGAUGUGAUCAGUGUGGGGCAGCUUUUACCCAACAAGGUGGAGCCAGCUGAUUGUUAGAUCUGGAGCACCUGGGCUGGGUGCUCCUCAGGAAGAGAAAAGGCUGGGGCUUCAGUCUUUCUCUCUCUCUCUUCAUCCUGGCAGCACUCCUUUUGGUUUUGUUGAGCCUUUUGCACACACAACACCAUACAGCACAUUUACACACAUCCACAUCCAUACUACUGAUUUUACUGACUUUACAC